AUCAGAGAGGAGAAACGAGACAUUUUGAAGGUCGGUCUGAGUCGAGGUUAGAUUGUGCUGAAUAUCAUCUCUCCUGUCCUCUUACCGUCAUAGUGUUCAGUCGGAGAACAGGUGCGGGACUGAAGACGUUACGUUGUAUUGACAGCAUCAGCGUUAAAACGAAUUGGAAAAAUUAAUGGAGACUGGUCGUGUUCGCCGGUUUACUGCGGCUCAACUAGGGACACAUCAUAUUAAGGAGUCCAAACAGGUUCCACUGGAGGCUUUACUGGACGGACAGUAUCACACUGCAUUUUGGACUACUCCGUAUUGAGAUGGAAUGGAACUUAGGUGUCGUUUUUACACGUUGCGUGUUUUGCAGGAGCUAAUUACCCAGUUUAAUUUGGCCAUUAAAUGUACUGUGUAUUGAGUCAUGUGUCUGCGUUCAACACGUUGCCUGAGAGCGAGGCUGGAAUCCACAAAUUAGGAUGAUGCCUCCUGGUCAAAACUACAUGGUGUCCUCCUUGUUUCCUCGUCCCGUCUUCAGAGUUCAACCGUCUAGCCAGCAGACUGAGCGCUCCUGAGCACUGUCGUGACCCUCCCCUUGUUUGGCUUUUCCUGGCUGACGUCCCAGGGAGGUGAUGCGACGGUUUGUCUACUGUAAGGUGGUGCUGACCACCUCUUUAGUGUGGGUGCUGGUGGAUGUGUUCUUGCUGCUCUACUUCAGCGAGUGCAAUAAAUGUGAUGAAAGGAAAGACCGCUCGCUGCUCCCUGCUCUGCGAGCUGUGAUAUCUCGGAGCCAUGAGGGUCCAGGGGAGAUGGGCAAAGCAGUGAAUGUCCCCAAGGAUGACCAGGAGAAAAUGAAGGAGCUCUUUAAGAUUAACCAGUUCAAUCUAAUGGCCAGCGAUAUAAUCGCACUUAACAGGAGUCUACCGGAUGUGAGGUUGGAUGGCUGUAAGACCAAGCUGUAUCCAGAUGACCUGCCAAACACCAGCAUUGUCAUUGUGUUUCACAACGAGGCUUGGAGCACCUUGCUGCGGACAGUUCACAGUGUCAUCAACCGCUCUCCCAGACACCUGCUAAUGGAGGUCGUGCUAGUCGACGAUGCCAGCGAGCGAGACUUCCUGCAGAAGAAACUGGAGAACUAUGUGCGGACUCUGGAGGUGCCAGUGAGGAUCUUGAGGAUGGAGCAGCGAUCAGGUCUAAUCAGAGCCAGGUUGAGGGGGGCAGCCGCCACCAAAGGUCAGGUCAUCACCUUCCUGGACGCUCACUGCGAGUGUACUGUUGGUUGGCUGGAGCCCCUGCUGGCACGCAUCAAAGAAGACAGGACAUCAGUGGUGUGCCCUAUCAUCGAUGUCAUCAGUGACGAGACGUUUGAAUACAUGGCAGGCUCAGAUAUGACCUAUGGUGGAUUCAACUGGAAGCUGAAUUUUCGCUGGUACCCUGUUCCUCAGCGGGAGAUGGAUCGACGCAAGGGGGACAGAACACUUCCUGUCAGGACUCCCACCAUGGCAGGAGGAUUAUUCUCCAUAGACAAAACAUACUUUGAAGAAAUAGGAAGCUACGAUCCAGGGAUGGAUAUCUGGGGCGGAGAGAACCUGGAAAUGUCUUUUCGAGUGAUGCGAGGCUCAUUGGAAAUUGUAACAUGUUCGCACGUGGGCCACGUUUUCGGAAGGCCACCCCGACGUUCCCGAGGAACGGGCCAGUCUCACAAGAACACAGCGCCUGGCUGAAGUCUGGUGGAUGAUUUCACAGGAUUCUUCUACAUUUUGUCUGCAGGUGUUAUGCGCGUGGACUACGGAGACGUUUCUUCCCGCAAAGACCUCCGCGAGGCCUUGAAGUGCAAAUCGUUCUCUUGGUAUCUAGAGAACAUCUACCCAGACUCCCAGAUCCCGAGAAGAUACUACUCACUUGGUGAAAUCAGAAAUGUUGAGACCAACCAGUGUGUGGAUAACAUGGGAAGAAAAGAGAACGAGAAAGUUGGCUUUUUCAACUGUCACGGAAUGGGUGGAAACCAGGUGUUUUCUUACACGGCGGAUAAAGAAAUUAGGACAGACGACCUCUGUCUGGACGUUUCUCGCAUCAACGGACCCGUCGUCAUGCUCAAGUGUCAUCACAUGAAGGGCAAUCAGAUGUUCGAGUACGAUGCCGAGUAUGUUGGCAAGUGGGAAUAUGAUUUUGAGAAGCACACCUUCCUCCACAUCAUCACCCAAUCAUGUCUGACCAUCAACCGUCUGGACGACGGCACCUACGGCCCCACAGUGCAGUACUGUGACAACAGUCCCUUACAGGCCUGGGUCCUCCACAACUACACACGUCUGGACGUUGCAAGACGCUUUUACUUCAGUCCCACUGAUUAUUCACUCUAAGCUCUUGGGUCUGAGCGACUCACUCUGCUGCAUGUGAACAGCAACCAGUGUUUGGACAUGCCUUCUGAGGAGGACAAGAUGGUCCCCACCUUGAGAGACUGCAAUGGCAGCCGCGCCCAGCAGUGGCUGCUCCGUAACAUGACCUUAAGCGUCUGAUCCUUCGCCUCAUCUCUCUCUCCACCACCGCUCUAUCCUCAUCCUAACCGGUUCUGGUUCUCAACACCCUUGCCAGGUGGUUCCCACAGCACACCAUACGCCUCUUCCUGUAACAGCCUGUCCAGCGAAUACAGAGAUCCAGGCAGCAGCGGCUUAUCUUCCAUUAUGAAGGCCGUCUCUUUUUACAGCUCGCCACUGGUUUGAGAGAAGCUGCACCUGCCGUCCAGGCGGCACAACAAGCUGUGGCUUUGGGGACCUUGUCAUGUCUGAGCAGGGAGAACGUUGUGUGAGGUCUGUGCAAGGAGAACAUUGAAAUCAAAACACUCACACUGUGUCAGCCAGCUGCUAGCCGUGCAUCCACUGUGCUGCUUAGACUGCUGCUUAGCUGCUGGACAAACCAAACAAAUAAACAGAAGAGCAUUUAUAAGAAUAUUGCGAGGCAUGUCUCUGCGAUGGUCUGCAAUCUAAAAACAAGACUGUUGUCAUGACUGCUGCUCAUCCUCUCUCCAUAUCAGUGUCUCAGUUAUAUUCAAACAACAGGAAGUGAAUAGAGCCUGACCAAUACUGGAUCUGUGAAGCCGAUACCAAUAUUCAUAUUUCAGGGUUAAAACAUUUGAUAAUUGGUUUUGAAGUCAAACUGAAAUUCAAAUUCUUAUCACUUUUGGUGUAGGGAAAUGUAAACUAUAAUGAUAUUUCAGCUGUUGUGUAUAUUUUUCCAGUAUUUAAAAAGAGAAUUAAGCACUGCAAACAUUUGUAGAAACAGUAUCCAAGCGUGGAGCCUCUUGGUGGGUUUCUAACCCUAGCUGGUGAAUGAUAUUUGAGAGGCUGUGUUGCACCGUCAGCGUCAGUUCUGUGGUGCGCUGCUGACUGAGGAACGUCAUUAUGGUUUCAAUAUCUUUUUACAAGCCUUAAGGAUUUUAGUGCUCUGUCAGACCUAUUUUUUUGAUAGUAAGAAACCAAAUAAAUACAAAAUUAAAACAAACACAAAGGAUAUAUGUAUGUGGAAAUAAAUAAAUAAAUAACUAUAUAUAUAAUAUAUACACACACACACACUAUCAUAAUUCCUCAAAUUUGACUAUUAGAGAACAUAAUUUAGGCAUUUACAAGUUUUAACUAUUGGUUCUCUCUGAUGGACAAACUAUGUAAUGGACACUUGAUUAUAUUAAAAUACUUGAAACGUAUCUUUGGAGUUUCUUGUUUCCAGCUGAUGUUAAGGCAGAUAAUAUAUCUGUGAUAAGUUGAUCUGCCAAUUUAUUGUUGCGCUCUAGUUGUUAAGGUGGAUUUCUUGAGAUUCUAACCUGAAGACUUCAAAACCAUUUUCAUAUAUAUAAUAUAUAUAUAUAUAAUAUAUAUAUAUAUAUAUUAUAUAUAAAAAUGAAUAGAACAUCCUCCCGUAUCAUUCGUCUUUGGCUCUGUAUGAAAGUUUAUUUAUAAUAGGCUUUUUGAAGAAAUGAAAAAAGUGUUUGAGGGAAAGGAAGGAGCAUGUAAUCGAAUCAAAACUCUGCUAUUGAUUUUAAAUGAAUGUAGGAGUUUUCCCUAAAUGAUUACGACUGUGUUCAGAAAUACAUUAACUGCACUGUGUCAUCACGGAUAUCCGAGAGCCUCAUUACUAACGUUUCUGCGAGAUUUCAAAUUCCUACUACCAAUGUCUUUAAAAAGUAAUGAUGUCUUGGAGCCGGAUAGUUACGUGUGCCUUUAGAAAGUUGUUUAUUUAGAAUGUUUUUGGUGUUUAAAAAGAAGAAUGUUCUUUUUUUUUUUUUUGUCUUCUCCUUUUGAUUAAAAACAAACUGCGUAUUGAUAAUAAAUAAUUGUCAUAUCUCAUGAAUAUGUCACAGUCAUAUUAAUGCUUCAUCAAACACUUUGUUACAGUGAACUCAACAUUCAGUUUACAACACUCACCAAUGCAAAUGUGACAGGCACUUUUCAUUGUUCAUCAGGCAACAAAUGUUAUUACACAUAAUGCUGUUAACAUGUUUCUAUCACCGUUGUUGUUGUUGUACAUACAGAACCAAUUAUUUUUCUAUGAUGCUGUAAAACUUGAACACUGAGAAAAAAAAAAUUGAAUGGUUGAAAGAUCACGAGGUUCAGUAUUGUAGUUUUAUUUGGAAUUGUGGUAAUAAAAACCAGUGCUUACCUUGGGUUUUAAAAUUGCGGUGUGUUUUGGAAAUCAUCCUCGGCCCCACGUAACCAAUCCUCAGACCACCUUAAGGAAGUGCUAAGUGCCUGCUCGGCAUUCAGACUACAGUUCAAUCCCCCCUUUCAUACUAUCCACACACAUUUAUUGUUUUUCAUUAUCUUAAAGUGCAAGGUGUUAAAAUAGGAAUCUAAUACUUCAAUGUAUUUCUUGCAAAGUGAUGUUACCUGUUUGUACAAAUUGCCCUUUUUUUUGCUGAUAAAAAAAAACAAGUUUGACUGAACAUAGAUUUAGCAUUAAUUUCAAUGUCAAGCAAGCACAUCAUACCUUUACAUCAGUUGUUUAAUAAACCUUGUUGUUGAAGCUUU
Messenger RNA from Etheostoma spectabile (orangethroat darter), 5003 nucleotides. RefSeq names its product polypeptide N-acetylgalactosaminyltransferase 13 (gene galnt13). Gene Ontology annotation, cellular component: Golgi apparatus. Gene Ontology annotation, biological process: protein O-linked glycosylation. The transcript has 14 exons. NCBI's taxonomy places the organism in Eukaryota, Metazoa, Chordata, Actinopteri, Perciformes, Percidae. The record is from RefSeq and is a predicted model, not a curated record. Gene Ontology annotation, molecular function: polypeptide N-acetylgalactosaminyltransferase activity.